UUUUUUGCCCGUGCCGUACCCAAGAAAUUGCGAUUUUCGUGUAGUGCUGUUGUUUCGCGAAUUUUCGUGAAAAAUCCUACGAAUUUUCGCGUUAUUUUCACGCGGAAGCGCACUUGCGUCCUCGACGUCCAAUCGUUGGCGCAGAAUUGCCUCUUGAAGGACCGAGUCGGGUCGAAUUGGUUCGUAUCGUUGGCCCUUUUCGGUGACAUUUCCGAGCGAGAUCGAGCUGCGCGACGUACGUCGGUGAUUGGAUCUCUGCCACAUUUUGCCGUAUCCCGGAUUUUCCGGCGGGAUACUGUACAUCGGAAAAUCGUCCGGUGCAGCAGUUCGGGACGCGAUUGCGAUCUGCGCUCGAUAACAGCAGACAGGUUUUCCAUUGUGGCAGCAAAAUGGUCUGAGGGGAUCCAGUGGGAUUUCAGAUCAGCGACGAAUUAUGCCGCCAAGGCAACUGUGAUGCCGGGUGUCGUCGACUUUCGCAGCCGUAGUACGUCGCAGACAUGAAAAAAUUUACGUUCAAAGGGGUUUUGGACAAUUUCCGGAAUUCGGUGGUGCAGGCGCCCACCAGGCCCGAUCAGGAGAUCCAGGAGACGCUCAAACCGGACAACUUUCAAGUUAAGAGGACAUUUCGACAUGGCUUUCCUUACCAACCAACGUCGAUGGCCUACGAUCCGGUACAGAGACUUCUCGCUAUCGGCUCAAAAUGCGGAUCGCUCAGGAUUUUGGGUCAGCCAGGGGUCGACGUUCACAUGCGGCACGACAUGGAAGGCCCCCCGGGGUCCGCGGCUGUUCUCCAUCUCCAAUUUCUCGUUAACGAAGGUGCCUUGAUAUCGGCGACGGCCGACGACACAUUACACUUGUGGAACUUUAGGCAAAAGGUGCCGCAGAUAGUGCAAAGUUUGAAGUUCCAAAAGGAGAAGAUCACUUGCAUGAAUCUACCCCUGCAGUCGAAAUGGUUGUACGUGGGCACGGAAAAGGGCAACGUUCACAUAGUACAAAUCGAGAGUUUUUCCCUUUCCGGUUACGUGAUCAACUGGAACAAAACUAUCGAACUCACCAGAAAAACACACCCCGGAGCAAUUGUCCAUUUAAGUGAUAAUCCAUUAGACGCUAGUAAAUUAUUAAUAGGAUACGAAAGUGGCCAAAUAGUCCUUUGGGACUUGCGAAACCGUAGCACCGAUAUGCGGUGGCUGACCGGCGAGCUGAGGUCGAUCGCUUGGCACUACGAGGGCAAACAGUUCAUGUGUUCACACACCGACGGCACCCUGACCACUUGGAGUUUGAAGAACAAUCAAAAAUACGUUCACAUUUCACAACCUCACGCGAAGCUGAAUAAAGACGGUAAACCCGAACAGUGCAAACCUAUACAUAAGAUAGAAUGGAAGAGUAACAGAUCAGGGGAAUCGUAUGUGAUAUUUUCGGGCGGGAUGCCUUACGACCAAGCCGGUAGAACGCCCAGCGUAACCGUUGUAUAUAGUAAAACCACCACCGUGUUAGAAAUGGAGCACAACGUUGUAGAUUUCGUUACGUUAUGCGAAUCUCCUUAUGCGAGCGACAUGCAAGAACCCUACGCGAUAAUAGCCCUCCUCCAAAACGAUUUGGUCGUAAUGGACCUCCAAACUCCUGGCUUCCCCUGUUUGGAGAAUCCUUAUCCGAUGGACUUGCACGAGUCUCCGGUGACGUGCUGCACGUACUUAGCCGACUGUCCGGCGGACCUCAUACCCGCGUUCUACUCGGUGGGGAGGGCCGGCGCCAUGAAGCGACAGGGCUAUUCCGAAAUGGAUUGGCCCAUCAACGGGGGUAGCUGGUCCGCCCAGGCUUGCAGCUACGCGGAGGUCAUACUAACGGGUCACGCAGACGGCAGCAUAAAGUUCUGGGACGCCAGUGCUGGCACGCUGCAGGUCUUGUACAAGCUGAAAACGACCAAAGUGUUCGAGAAGCCCAAGACGAGGUCGCUAGACGCGGAAGACGAUCCGUUCGCCAUUCACUUGAUUUCCUUGUGUCCCGAAUCUAGGAAAAUGUGUAUCGCCGGCGCAUCUAGCCACGUCAUCCUGUUUACGUAUAAGAAGAGCGAGAGCAGUGAGGAGGUAACGGUACUGGAAAUUCCUAUCGUCUACGAAGUCGUUGAAGACGAAAUAUCGCCCGACUGUCAAUUUUCGGCACCCGGCAGCGCGGGUUCAGGUACCAAGAUGGACAUGCUCGACUUUGACAAUAAAAAGGAGGGACCGACGUUGAAAGUGAAGACGGGGUUGCAGAAGAAAUCGCCAGGGUUUCAAGCGCAGUUGGUGUGCCUGACGCCGUGGAACAACGGCGAACCGCCCACUCACAUAACCGCCCUGACAAUCAACAGCUCGUACGGACUGAUGGCGUACGGUAACGAGGCGGGCUUGGUGAUCGUGGACAUUGAACAGCGGGUUUGCCUGCUGAACGUGGGUAGUCCGGACCUGUACGGCGCCCAGGAUCCGUACUCGAGGGUACCGAGGAGUCCCAAAAAGAACCAGGUGGCGACCGAGUGCAUCCCGCAGGACUUUGACCGGCAACCGAGGAGUCCCAGUAUUGACCAGAUGGGACGCUCGCCCGAGUCGCCAUUUCAUUUUGCCCCUUGCCCCACCCCAAUCGAACAGGCGCAGGAAGCGUUCGAAGAGGAUAGUCGGGAAUCCAUACCGAUUCCUGUGGCGACGGCGAUGAGACGCAAAUCUUCUACAUGGAAGGGCCUCAAACGGCAAUUGAGCAAAGUCGACAUCAAGUUAAAAAACCCGCUCAAGGAGAAACGCCACAGCGUGUUUUAUUCGGGCGUGUUACCCGGCCAAGAGGUCAUCGACAAUCUGGAGGAGGAGAACUUUUCCUCUCCCGAUUCCGAGGAGAAUACCGUCAUAGAUCAGACGAGCGUGAAGCUCGCAAACGAACGGUAUUAUCACGAUUAUCAGGCUCAGUUGUCGCCGGAUAUCGACGAACCGGUCGAGACGUUUUUCGAUAGAAAAAUGAGCUUCGCGAUACGUCCGGAUAAUUUAGAGUUGCCGGAUGAGGAAGCGCCCAUCAAACCCCCGCGGGGGAUUAAAAAGAAACCGGCCAAAGACCAGAGAGGUCUCCUAGUGCCUAACACGAAAUUUCCGAAGGGUGAGGCUCAGAACUGCGUAGACCUGCGCGACAAGGAGGAUCAGAUGAUCAGUCCGCAGCCCUCGUUCACCGGCAAUCUGAUGAGGCGUUUCAAUAAACUGGACAGCAGCUUCUCGCGGUCCAGAUCGAGCUCGAUGAGCAGCUUGGACAACAUCACCUCCGAAGCUAUCCAAUGUUUGAUUUUCGCCGACUCGUAUACCAGAAAAUCAGAACCGACAGCGCUUACUCCGACCCUGUGGGUGGGUACGAGCCUGGGUUCGGUGUUGACGAUCCUGAUAGCGCCGCCGGACCCCGACAGCAGGUCGUCCCAGCCGGUGGUCGUUUCGAUGGUCGGCAUGACCAUCUUCAGGCUCAAGGGGCCCGUCCUGAUGCUGUCGUUCCUCGACUGCAACGGUGCCCUGAUCCCGUACUCGUACGAGUCGUGGCGGGACGACAACAGGGAAAAGAGAGACAGAACGCCCACCAGAAACCAAAACAGGAUGAGUCCUACCCUGGGCGGGGGCGAGAGUCAGGGCCGGAGCGACAACUACAGUGACCGUCAGUUCGUGGUGAUCGCGAGCGAGAAGCAAGCCCGCGUGGUGGCGCUGCCGUCGCAGAUGUGCGUCUACCGGCAGCAGUUGGCUGACGGCGAUUUCGUAGUGAAAGCGGAGGUGAUUUCUUUCAGGGAUAGCGUCUGUUUGGUGUGUUACGUGUCGAACGGUCACCUGAUGGCGUACAGUCUUCCCAGCCUCAGACCACUUCUCGAUAUUGACUUCUUGCCCCUUUCGGAGCUAAGUUUUCAGACGCCCAGUAAUAAAGGGAUAGUUGAUCCCAUGUUGACUAUAUGGGGCCAACAACUAAUCGUUAAUGAGGACACCGACCAAAUCACCCGUACGUUCGGAUUCAGCAACAGAGGCCACGGUCUCUAUUUGGCCUCCCCUUCGGAACUGCAGAAGUUCACUUUGUGCGCGGACUUUUGUAAUGAUUUGACCGAAAUGCUGGGCGAGCUGUUCCUGCCGUGCGAUAUGCCGGAACCGCCAAAGGAGGGCUUCUUCAAGGGUCUGUUCGGAGGCGGUAUCAGAUCCUUAGACAGGGAGGAAUUAUUCGGCGAGUCGAGCGGCAAAGCAAACAAGUCGAUCGCGAAGCAUAUCCCCGGCGCCAAUCUGCAAGACCUGGGUCAGAGGAGUUCGAGCGCGUGCAGCGAGGUCAACAGAGCCCACAAGCUCAUGCUGGAAAGAGGCGAGAAGCUCACGCAGUUGGAGGAGCGUGCGGAAAGGAUGCGAAACGAGGCGGAAAACUUCAGCGGGUCAGCCCACGAGCUGAUGCUGAAGUAUAAAGACAAGAAAUGGUACCAGUUAUGAAGCGUUUGUACCUAACGAGAGACCACCCAUCCCCGUUUACUAUGUGAUAUAUAUAAUGUGCAGAAUACAAUAGCAAAGGAAAGCAAUGGGAGCGGAACUAUAUAAAUAUAUAAAUACAGUUUAGGCGUUACAGUAGGGUUUCAGACACUGCAGACGUUUCUACCGUUUUCUACUCGAGCAUGCGUUGUCAGCUUACGGGCGUAGCAAUGGCGCCCGGAUAACAUAAUUUCCGUCAAUUUCGCAAGGUUGUAUUUUCUUUCGCCACGUCGUAUAGUUUUCCGGCAUUGAUACUGAGCGACCCACGGUUGAACGUAGCAUUUUCUGUAUAAAAUAAAACGGCGUAAAUUUUAAUUAAGCGCAAAGAAAUGGCGCGAGACAAAAAAUUGAGCUUUCAAAUCGCUUAACGAGAAAAAUCAGUGACGGUCACUAUACACUAUAAGAAGCCCUUGUGGCGUGGAUAAUAAAAAGAGGAUCGUGUGUAAAAACUUUAGCACCUGUAUUUUGAAAAGUCGCAUAUCCGACCAAAACGAAAAAAUCUUAUUUUUACCGAUUGAACCGCCUAUUAACUGGAAUCGCAACCGCGUGAUUUGAAAGUGGGGCAAAUUUUACAACAGGAGAGGCCGGGUAAAUGAGAGAAUGGGUUUUGCUGAUAUACGGAAAAUUUUUCAAUUGUUAACUUUACUAAAAAUUUCUUGCUUGCUGAGAAAGUAAAUUUGCUGGACAUGCUUUGGCUAUAUUAACAACUCAAUAAAAACGCAGUUUUGGGAUGGAUAAUUGAAUAUUGUAAUUGCAAUGCAAAACUUCUAAUUUGACAAUAACCAGCUAAACUCUUUUUUUGCAUCCAAUGGAUUACCCUUCUAGACAACUCUUAGACAGCAUUUCUGAUCAUAUCAGAAGAAAUUUGUCGGAUAUAAUUUCUUUCAGGUGAUCAAUACCACUAAUGGUGUAUGCUUGUCCACUAAUUCCUUCAAAUGACGGCACUAGAAAAAAAAUCUAUGGCUGUAAUGUUCAGUCAUUUAUUUGACCAGGGUAGAUAGGUGGGGAGAUAACGAGAUAUGGUUUUCACUGGUGCGUUAGGCCCUCACUCAUAUGUUUUCAUAAAAUAUAACACUUAUUCUGUCUAUGGCAAUUAUAAGCAAUAAUUAUAAUAUGAUAUUUCAUGUAACCAGUUCUGGUAUAAAGUUUUAUGCAAUUACUGCACCUUUUCUUGUGUUUCGCCUUGCUAAAACUUACGAAAACAACUCUUCGUUUUGGUGACGGCUCGGGAAUUGACGGUCUACCAAUCUUUUUUCUUACCAAACUGCGUGUGCAAUUUGACACCUGAAUACUGUCGGUCUUUUAUACUUAGUGUGCCGACGAUAGAGAAGUUACGCAUUUAUUAUGCAUUUAUUAACAUGGACAGACUUCUUUUUUCAAGUUUUCAUCGUACAUUGCAUUCUACAGACCUAUAUCCUUCAAGUGACAUAAGAGAUCGCAUGAAAUGAACCAAUUGUCAUAAAACGGUUUACAAUUGAGUCCAAAUAUCGUAGUCGUAUAACAAUAUCGCCACUUAUGUGUUCGUAGACAGAGCAGAUUUAUUCCUGCUCCAGCAAACAUUUUUAUGCCCCAUUUAUGACAUACUGGUUCAACCACCUUCAAUUUUAGAAAUUUUUUUCUAACAAGGCCCUCACUUUGAAUAACAUCAUAAUUUUCAUCCUUCCUGACUUUCAUUUUAGUAUUGUUAUUAAGAUGUAAAUAAUUUCGGAGUUUGUCAAACCUGUUACUUGACAUAUCUUGUAACUAGGCAUUCUGUCAAUCUCACGAUUUACCUCUAAUCCUAUUUGAAUUCUGAGCAAUAUUUGCCGUUCAUCUGUACCAAUUGAUUUUGAAUCUAACAUGUAUGGAAGUUCUGCCUCUUGAUGAUCUUCAUCAGAACUUUUUUCUCCUAUAUCUAUGCCAGAUAUGUCUCCUUGUAAUAAUAGAAGCAUUUUCUUUUCUUCUUGCACCGUUAAAAAAGUUGUAUCUGUUUAUAUUUUCAUUUUCUGUAUGUGCUACACAAACGUAAUGUGCAAAAAAAGAGGCCGGGAAGAACACUGACACAAGACACAAGACACUUGACUUUACUGCGCCGAUAUUACACAAACUCAUAUAUACACAUACAUAAGAAAAUACAAAAUAUGGGACGCAUUUCUAAUCUACCGCAAAAAGCUCUUCAUAUCUUAGAAAUGCGAAUAAUCAACAAGCCUGAAGGAAAUAUGACAUUUGUAUAAAAACGUGGGAAAAUAAUGCUCCAAUAAAUACUAGUGCCGCCAUCUAUGCUAUUUAACCGAAACCUGCGUGUGACCGCAUCGACGUUGACAGAGAUCUGCAAAUUGAAUUAGGUUAUGCGUACCCCAUGUGGCAUCAUUGGGUUGGGAAGGGAAGAUGUAGAACAAAAAAAAACAUUUCCCAUUACUACCCUAAAUAAAAUUUGCCUUACCAAAUCCGUUCGAUACCUUGGGUCGCCCUGUAAGCUUAGUGUCAGAAAUGAGAAUCGCAUCUGUAAAUACAGAACAACGGGCAACACACCUAAAUUAGACCCGUGUAAAUAUGUUACUAUAUUAUACAAGAAAAACACAAGCGUAGCUUAGAGGUUGUGUCGACCCCUAUACCUUCUACUUUAGAGUGAAUAUGUUUCAGUAUCCCCAAUCGACAAUAAGUAUAUAAAAAAAGUACUUAAAAAUAAGUUGCGCUACAUUUGCUUCAUUUUGAAUUCAGUUCCGUUCGAUAAACGGAGAAAAUGCGAGUACCUAUUCAUUUUUCCCCUACCACCGAACAUAUCGAAAUUUUUUUUAACAGUUUUUGUAACGGAUAAGUCAGAGGUUCCGACUUAAAUCAGGGUUGCUGAAAAACAAAUUAGAAGUCAGUCAGACACGGCCAGAGAGAAAGUCGCGUGCCUCGCAUUUUCUUUAGGUCAUAGCAGGUCUUCCUUCUUUAUCGCAAGGGCCAAAAUAAGACGUGUAAUUAUUACUCCUCGUUUGAGUUUGGGCUUUUGUGUGUAGUGUCCUGUAUAAACCGAAUCAUUAGGCGUUUACCAAUAGGUUUGUACGAGACUUUGCAUAACGCUCAUCACCUAUAGCGUCUACCUUGCUGUCGUUUCAGGGUAUGAACUUUCGUUGCGUACCUCGUAUUAUACAGGGUGUUAUCUAAUAACUGUCCAAUAUUUGAAGUGUUUUAAGGUCAAAUUGACUAUAAUAAACCUUACUUUAUAUUAUUAAUUUUUGGUUUAUACAGGCCCCAAUUCUUCGGUAUAAGCAUCAAAUUUUGAACACCUUACUAAUUGCAAACUAUAGCUUACGAUAAUUUCAAUCUUUGUUCAAGAUAUUUCGAAUAUUCUAUCAUUGUUAUAUUUGUAGUUGGGUAUCCAUUGCUCUUAAUUAAUUUCAAACACCUUAGACGUCUGCAGGUUAACAGUUAUGCACAGAUUUUCUAUUGAAUCAAUUUCUGGGCUACAAGAUGGCAACUGCAGUGCCCGUUUUGCUUGCUUGGGAAUUUCCAAAGUACUGAAAAAUUUCUUCUAGAUAUAUAUGUUAAUGUGUUCCAUACUGUUCCAUGGUACCAGUUAUUCUGGAAAGUGGACCAGGAGGAACACUAUUUUCAUAUUGUCGAUAUUAUUUGUUAUUAUUUAUUAUCAUUAUUAUUUUUACAUAGAAUAACAAGAUUUAAGCUUUCUUCCUUUGAAUUCCUAUGUGAAACCAUGCUAAAUUGUAUUUUGAAUUUAAACUUUUCACUUUACUUUUUGAACAAUAAUUACUGUGAAUUAUUUAAUAAUUACAACGGCAUUUUAGGCGUCCUUGAUUGGGAGCUGUACUAACCAAAAUAAUAGUAAUCGAGUUCCCCAGCAAAAAUUAUUUUUUGUCAGCAGUAGCAGAGUUCCAGGCAAAAAAAUAUAUAGCAAAUGGCUACUGCAGAAUAUUCGAUAACAAAGUAUCUAUAUUCCAUUUUUAUAUGAAAAAUAAAAUUUUCCCAUUAGUUAUUCAUAAUAAAAAUAUUUGUUUAAAUUUGUAGUGUUAUAGCUUUUUGUAUUAGAUAAACAUUUUUAAUUUAGUUUUUCCAGGAAAGUGUGUUACAUUAUUUUUAAAGCAGAAUGCGGAAAAAGAUGAUGAAAAGUCAAAUGAUACCGCAUUCACUGUAUAUAGGUAUAUAAGGUAUCUUAUGCUUGUUCUACUUAUAGGUAUAACAUACAGGGUGUGCCAUUAAGAUGUUGGUGUUUACAAAUCUCGAAACGCAUACAGUAAAAAAAAAUUGAAAAUUCGUUAAACCCAAGUCUUGUGUGCAUUGUUUUUGUGUAGGGCACAACAUUUUAAAUUUACAUUUAGGAGGUUUAAAAAUUAAAGAUAGCUUAAAAAUAAUACGCAAAAAUCAAUUAUCAUUUAACUGUAUUUGAAUAAUUGUAGCAAAAGGUAAAAUAUAUAGAGUGUACAAAAAAAUAAAAGCUAAAUGAGUAUUUUCACCAAACUUUAUUUCUACAAAUGAUGUAACAUUUUAGUGAAGCGUAUGACCACCUAAAUUGUUAAUAACGGCUCUCCUGCUUCUCUGAACUCUAAAUUAAAUGAAUUUGUUGCUCUAAACAAUUUAGCAACUCAUUUCUUCUUUGAUAUACUAAAUUUUGUGCUGAUACACGCGUCUGAACCAAUAUCCCGCGCGUGCUCAAUGAAAUUUAGGUCCGGCGAUUACACAGGCCAUGGUAAAACGUCGAUAUACGAUAGAUAUUGAUUUUCUGAUAAAAACCUUGUCAACAGAAACGAGCUGAAUACUAUUUCCUAAACUGAUACCAAACCAUACUUUAGGUUUUACCCAAAGUCUUUCUUCUCGAGUCUGAGCUCAACCUAGAUCUAGAUUCGUCCGUAAAGAGAACACGCCAUCAAACUUCGACAUCCCAUUUUAAGUGUUGCCGGACCUAUUCUAAACGCCUAUCUCUAUUUCCUCUGGAAAGCACAGACACCCGACCCUCUCACAUGAAGUCCAUAGUCGUAUGGGCUACUUCGUUUAUUUUGGCCACCUACGGCCACAUGAUUCAUUCAUUCUUAUCUGGUUGUAUCGUAAUAUGGUUGAUAUAAGCUACUAAUUGCACUUUUGGAACUAUUGGCAGCCUAUGCUGUGCUGUGGCAGCAUAGCAAUAGUUCGUAGACGUGUAUCGUAGUCAGGAUUGUGACGAUCCAUGUUAUUAUAUAACAUUUACACAAAGUCGAUCACUUAACACGUCUAAACACACUGAUCAAGGCAGAACAAUAGUUUGGACAUUUUACACAUUUUAAGACUGAAAAGGAAUGUUCGAAACAACAAAAAAACAAAAAAAGUAAUUUGCGUUUUUGUUAAUAACAUCCUUCCAAAGUAAAAAUAGUUUUUAGGCCUGUCCCCUAUUUAAGGGGGCUUUCCUUAAUAACCUUAAAUAUUGCCUUAACCGGGCUAAAAAAAAAAGAAUUGGGACGCGCUGUAUAAUCCAAAAGGGUAUAAUCUAAAAACUCCCUCAAAUACAAAAAACUUUUGUAUUUCAAAUUUAUUGAUUUGGUAUCAAUGGAUCGCAGACCCAGUGUGCUAUCAACUUAAAAUUUAAAAACUCCCUACUAGCUAACAAGGUGUGUAAAAAUUUUCUACUAAUAGGGUAUCAAUGGCACAUAUAUAUAUAUAUAUAUAUAUAUAUAUAUAUAUAUAUAUAUAUAUAUAUAUAUAUAUAUAUAUAUAUAUAUAUAUAUAUAUAUAUAUAUAUAUAUAUAUAUAUAUAUAUAUAUAUAUAUAUAUAUAUAUACUAGUGUUUAUAUUUUCAUAAUUUCCACUUCAGGUAUGGAACAUAAAUGCCUGUUAACCUUCGGCAGCCUGGGCAAGGAUAAUUGAAUAUCUUUUGAGGUUUUUUUCAGGCCUUUCCAACACAUGUUGAAGAGAUGAAGAAGUGUAGUGAAAUAUCUGUAAUUUCCAUAAUUCCAUCAAUUUCGGUGGCUUUUCUAUUCGGUGCAGCUUUCAGUGAGCUCGCCUGAAUUUAUUACAUCUAAUCCAAUAAUCCAGUUUUCACUAGUAGUAGUUUGCACUGGGAACUUAGUUUAAAGCAAUCUUCUCAUCAUUCUUUAUACAUUCAUCUUCUUCUAUUGUGUUUAUUUAAUAUUUUCAUUACUUUUACAGGUAUUUGUUGUGUUUUAUAUCAACUCCAAGAUUUUUCAUGCUUGUCUGGUUAAACUUUUUGCCUCAUUCCUAGUUUGGCGAUAGUUUUCCUCAAGCUUUUGUUCAAUGUUGUUUGUUAGGUACUUAUUAAAGGCCUACUGCUUUUAUUUCUGUUUUUGAUACCUUGUUUUCUUGGCUACUUUGUUUACAACAUUUCUCCAAUCUUUAUAUAUAUCAUCUAUUGUUUCCGCUGUUGAUUCAUUCUUCUUUGGUAUAAGUUUUUCACAGUCACUUUCUGAUAUAAACUUCUUGUCUAUUUCGGAUAUCUCCAGCAAUUGGUGGUAUAUGAUGAGUCCGAUUUGGCCAGCUAGCUUUUGUCAUUGAAUAGUCUAUGAUAGCUAUUGAGGUAUACUUGUGGGUAUAUCUUUCUUUCUCUAUUUUCACUUUUAAUAUUUGCCAGUAAUUAGAAUUAUCUUGUUGCACAAUUAAAUAAAUAAAUACAGGAUGUCAAACGUUUAUUUGUAUUUUUAUUUGGUGCCUGGAUGUUAAAUUAUACAGAAAAACAAAAAUGAAAAUAAAACUUUGAUACUUGUACCUUUAAUCUUGAAUAGUUACCCUAAAAAUACUUGAAAAAUCACCCCGUGAUAUAUCGGAUGCCUAUUAAAUAACACCCUGUAGAUCGCAAUAGGAAACCGACUUUGUAAAUAUAAGUGAAGGACAUAACUACUUGGGUAUUCUUCCUCUUUGAAAUGUUUGUUUAUUUUUAAAUGCCGUAUUUUUAUCACCUGUUGAAAUUUGUUCGUUGUAUAUUUUAUCGUUUCCGUUGUGUUUUAGAUAUCGCCGCGGGGUGGUGGGUUGUUAUCCGACGUUUCACCACACCUAGAGAUAGUUUUUUAAAAGUAUAUUGUAACAUUGGAUGCGCAAUUUAAUCGCGUGAAAGAAAGAGACAUUGGACGAAUCGUCGGACAGCGACUCAGCCUCUGCCGCUAGGUUUAAGUGAAUUGUGUUUUUCUGUACAGUUCAAAUUGAAUUGAUGGUCGUAGUGAGCCAUUCAUAUAUUAACUGUUCCAAAAAUAAAUAAAACGGAUUGUUUGUACAA
Messenger RNA from Cylas formicarius (sweet potato weevil), 11667 nucleotides. It is a transcript of the gene Tomosyn, whose product is annotated as syntaxin-binding protein 5. Gene Ontology annotation, biological process: regulation of exocytosis; regulation of protein secretion. Gene Ontology annotation, cellular component: cytoplasm; SNARE complex; plasma membrane. Gene Ontology annotation, molecular function: syntaxin binding; myosin II binding; GTPase activator activity. NCBI's taxonomy places the organism in Eukaryota, Metazoa, Arthropoda, Insecta, Coleoptera, Brentidae. The record is from RefSeq and is a predicted model, not a curated record.